CUGGGGGGCUGCGGGCGCCAGGUCCCGCUAGUGUUGCACACGAAGCUGAACAGAGAACAGCCUAGCAAAGCAGGGCUCUGCGUGAGCCACCCUUUGUCUGGGUUGGGGGCCCGUGGCGGGGAGGACCCGGGAUUCGAGGGGAGGGACCGGGACGGGACGGAAGGGCCCGGAGCAGCGGCCGCCGCGGCGGAGCCAAUUUAAGAGCGGGGGUCCAGCUGAGCCCAAGAGCUGCACGGAAUGGUGGCAGUCACCUUGCCAGUGCAGCGGGAAUGGACCAGACUGCAAGCUAGGAGAGCAAGGCAUCAGUCAGGAAGAGGGAACACACGGCUAGGCUUAAGGCCUCUUCAUCGGGAUGUCCCCAGGCCCCCCAGCCCAGGCCCAGCAUAAAGGCUGUGUGGGGGGGCCCCCCUGACCCAAGGGGGGGCUUCAUGCGCCACGUGCAGGCGGAGCCGUCUUCAUCCUCAGAACCAGAGGCUGGCCCUUCGCAGCCUGCAGUCAGGCAGGGGGCCCUCCAGGGUGGCCUGCUCAUGGGCUACAGCCCAGCAGGGGGGGCAACAUCCCCCGGGGUCUACCAGGUAUCCAUCUUUUCCCCUCCAGCUGGUGCCUCUGAGCCUCACAGGGCCCUGAAACGGCCGGCCCCACCCACUGAGGUUACCAGGGAGCUGAAGAGAGGCCCUGGGCUGGGGGCCAGAGAGGGACUACCCCCUGAAGAACCAUCUACUGUGGGGCUACUAGGCCCAGAGGGACUGGGGCUGGGACUGGGUCUGGCCAGCCAGCAUUUUUGUCACCAUGGCCUCUGUGUUGUGGAACAGGGAGGUAGCUCCACCUCACCUUGGACUUCAGGGGCCCAGAGUCCCCCUUGUCCCCCAUCAAAUGCUUCCUGCAAUAGUUUGCACACCAGAGACUGGGCUUCCCCAGAUCCAGGGGCACAGGGGUCCCUGGGAGAGUCCCCAGGGCCAGCCCCUCUGGGCCAGCUGCACACAUUUGACACUGAUUUGCACAGUCUUGCACAAAUAGGGGGUAAGAGCCCAGUGGCUGGGGUGGGCAACAGGGGUAGCCCUUGGCCUAGGGAGUCCCCUAGCACUGCCAAUGGGCACAGUCCCGAGCACACACCCCCUGGCCCUGGACCUCCAGGCCCCUGCCCCACCAAGCGAAGGUUGCUUCCUGCUGGAGAAGCCCUGGAUGUCAGCUCUGAGGAUGAGGGGCCAGCCCCUCGGAGGCGCCGGGGAACCCUGGGCCACCCUCCUGCUGCCAACAGUUCUGAUGCCAAAGCCACACCCUUCUGGAGCCAUCUGCUGCCUGGGCCCAAGGAGCCUGUGCUGGACCCAACAGACUGCAGUCCCAUGGGGCGGAGGCUGAAAGGUGCCCGUCGCCUGAAGCUGAGCUCCCUUCGAAGCCUCCGGAAGGGGCCAGGCCUGCUGAGCCCCCCCAGUGCCUCCCCUGUUCCUACCCCUGCUGUCAGCCGUACCCUGCUUGGCAACUUUGAGGAAUCAUUGCUGCGAGGACGCUUUGCACCAUCUGGCCACAUUGAGGGCUUCACGGCAGAGAUUGGAGCUAGUGGAUCCUACUGCCCCCAGCAUGUCACCCUGCCUGUCACUGUCACCUUCUUUGAUGUUUCUGAGCAAAAUGCCCCGGCUCCCUUCCUGGGUGUCGUGGACCUGAAUCCCCUGGGGAGGAAGGGUUACAGCGUGCCCAAGAUGGGCACCAUCCAAGUGACCUUAUUUAACCCCAACCAGACUGUGGUGAAGAUGUUCCUUGUGACCUUUGACUUCUCGGACAUGCCUGCUGCCCACAUGACCUUCCUGCGCCAUCGCCUCUUUUUGGUGCCUGUGGGUGAGGAGGGAAAUGCUAGCCCCACCUGCCGCCUCCUCUGCUACUUGCUGCACCUCAGGUUCCGGAGCUCCCGCUCAGGCCGCUUAAGCCUGCAUGGAGACAUCCGCCUGCUUUUUUCCCGCCGGAGCCUGGAACUGGACACAGGGCUCCCUUACGAACUGCAGGCAGUGACUGAGUCCCCUCACAAUCCACGUUAUUCACCUUUACCCUGAUUGCCAGUGCCCUGAACCCAUGUGGGCCAAGUACCUACCCAUCCUGCUCCAUCCUGGACAGAGCAAAUACGUGGAAAGGUGGCAAAAGACCCUUUAGGCUUGAAUUAAAGCCCUCACCAUGCUCAUGCCCAAAUCGA
This is a messenger RNA of Felis catus (domestic cat), 2182 nucleotides long. It is a transcript of the gene ATOSB, whose product is annotated as family with sequence similarity 214 member B. The record is from RefSeq and is a predicted model, not a curated record. The transcript is spliced from 9 exons. NCBI's taxonomy places the organism in Eukaryota, Metazoa, Chordata, Mammalia, Carnivora, Felidae. The coding region runs from base 429 to 2045 and encodes 538 amino acids.